AAGUAGACUGGCAAAAUAUUGACUUGACCACCACUACUAUCACACCUCAAAUGGAAAGUAGUAUUCCAAAGGAAGAUUAUGAGUAUUACUACACGAAUCCAAAGGUGACAGAUCCUGAAGUAGUGGAGAGAUAUACCAGAAAGAUGUAGAUCCCUAAUAAAAUUAUCAAAAUAUGUCUUAAUCUUACUAUAAUUCAGGAAUAUAUACAUCUGUACCCCUGAAGACUCGACAAUAUUCUACAAUCACGACAAGAAUGAGAAAGAACGGAUGAUUUUCCCUAUCGAAGACCCAUACACAGAAGAGGAAGAAAAAGCCUAUGAACAACUGCUGGAGAUAUUUGAUAAGGAAGAUGGUCCUCCCAGCUGAGAUAGACAAGAGGAGAUGUAUGAGGUUCUUGGUUACCAACCAGUAUAAGCCUAAGAAAGCGUAUCAGAAUAUUAAGAAUCAUCUCUUGUGGAGGGAUACUAUGAAACCUUUCAUCUUAUCAGUUGUACAUAAGAAAAUGCUUGAUGUGGGAUAUAUUUACAUCCAUGGGAGAGAUAAGUGCUUGCGACCAAUGUGAUUUUCAAGUAUGAGUGUAAUAGAAGAACUUGGUAUUGAGAUAGAAGAGGUACCUAGGCUUAAUUGGCUCAUAUGCUUCCUUCUGGUUGAUAACUUUCUCAGGAAGGGAAAAGUCGAAAAUUGGCUGUUUAUUUGAGAUCUAGCAGGGCUUUCAUUUGCAAAAUUGCCAAAAAGUGCGCUUAAGAAUAUUAUGACAGAUUACCAAGAACAUUUAAAAUGAAGAAUGAGACUGUUCUUCUUCUUUAACGUCACCUUUGGUCUCCUAGCUAUCUGGACUAUGAUAUCUCCUUUCCUAAACAAGAUCAUCAAACACAAGAUCAUAACAAAAAAAGCAGAUGCUACAGACCCUGCUCUAACUAGCAUGGCACAUCCAUCUCAAAUAGAGGAGAAAUAUUGAGGGGAAGCUCCUAAUGUAACAAAGUUUUGGCCUCCGUAUUGCUCGUCAGAGGAGUAUGGAGUCCUCGAAUCGUCAUUAUCUGAUGAACAAUUCUCAUAA
This is a messenger RNA of Moneuplotes crassus, 1057 nucleotides long. Lineage: Eukaryota; Ciliophora; Spirotrichea; Euplotida; Euplotidae. The record is from the annotation of a GenBank genome assembly.